AACUAAACGAGCAUCAACUUCUUCGCUCUUUGAGUCUGUUACCCCGCGACUCCAGUUUCACCUCUCUAACGCCGACCCAGACACAAAAUCUCAAAGGCUAUGGUGCAUUGGGUUCAACCAAGCACGACCGUGAAUCGGGCGGUAAUGACCCCCAUACUCGGAAUAGGUCAGCUCUUGACUAUCACGCGUUUGGUGGUGAGGUAUCGUUCGAAGCGUAUGUGGCUGGAUGAUGCAUGGGCGGCCUUGGCCUUGGUAUGCUCCUUCAUGCUUCUCACUGCAAUGUGGAUAAGAACCGACAUGCCUGGAGUCGGGCCUUUGAAUCAGCCUCGGGAAGUUAGGAUAGUUGCUUAUUGGAUGGGGGCAUUGAGUUUCACUAAUACUCUUUGGGCUUCACGGAUGAGCAUCAUAUUCUCCGUGAUACGACUAAUACCCCCGAUGAUGAGAUUACGAAGGAUAUCCAACAUUUCUGCUGUGCUUUUCAUCCUCAUGUGGAUCGGUUUACUCAUCCAGAAGACGUACAUUUGCGCCUCUAACAAGUAUUGGUAUCAGCGCGCUGAUCCCAUGUGUCGCUUGGGACAUGGGGUGGCUACCAAUGAAAUUAUCACCGAUUCCAUAUCCGAUAUUCUGCUGGCCGUGAUACCAAUACGUCUGCUGCAUGGCGUUAGUUUACAGAGUGAUCAACGAAAAAUGCUGUAUAUCAUAUUUGGUUCAAGUCUCCUCAUCACCCUCGUCUCUGCAGUCCAUGCCAUAUUCGUUUUCGGGCCAUCUGGACGCCUUGAAGCAAUUACAGCCCAGGCUCAGGCUGCCACUGCUAUCAUAGUCGCCGACGUGGGCGUUCUCGGAUCCCUUGCCUAUCGUCGUAUUCGUAAAGGGCUCCGAGACUUCGACUCAAAACCGUACAGCUACGAAUUCAGCCUUCACACCAAUACAUCGAUCCAUAUGCACCGAGUCCUUCAAGGGACCGCUCGUUCGACCCAACCGCAAUUCGCCCGCGACCCCGAGCUUUAUAGCUGCAUUAAUGAAGGUGACCGCGGUGAUUGCAACUCGAGCGCUGAACGUACACGGUUCCCGUCAACUCAAGUGAAGACGUUGGAUCUGAAGGAAAUUAGCUCUACACCCGAUUUGGACGAUAUCGCCAUGGCGAAGCAACUCACCACAAACCAAACGUCGGGUACUAUAUAG
Marasmius oreades (fairy-ring Marasmius) is the source of this 1182-nucleotide messenger RNA. RefSeq lists its product as uncharacterized. Lineage: Eukaryota; Fungi; Basidiomycota; Agaricomycetes; Agaricales; Marasmiaceae. The transcript has 9 exons. Bases 100 to 1182 code for a protein of 360 amino acids. The record is from RefSeq and is a predicted model, not a curated record.